AUGGCACGUCGUUCUAUAGCAAGUCGUUUUCUACGUAGUAUUGUCUUCGACAACGAUGUCCUUGAUGACCAAUAUGAAGAUGAUUUGCUUGCACGUAUAGAAGCAGCGAAUCUAGCCAAUGAAGGACAACCAUCAAGACGUCGUGGUUCUAUUGAAAGUCGUGUUGUCGUUCCACGCAACAUAGCUCGAGGUGGUCAAAAUCUUUAUGAAGACUAUUUCGCUGAUCCACCUGUAUUUCCUGACCAUUUAUUUCGGAGGAGGUUCCGAAUGAGUCGCAACAUUGUUCUUCGACUUAAAAACGCGGUGGAAAAUUAUGAUCCUUACUUUAUUCAACGAAGGAAUGCCGCUGGACUUCUCGGUUUAUCAUCCCUUCAAAAGAUUACAGCCGCACUAAAGAUGCUUGCUUAUGGCAAUGCCGCUGAUAACUUGGAUGAAUAUGUGAGGAUUGGAGAAAGCACUGCUUUAGAGAGUUUGAAAAGAUUUGUCAAGGCAAUUGUUGCAACCUUUGGUGAUGAGUACUUGAGAUCGCCAAACACCAAUGACAUCACAAGAUUGCUUGCAAUUGGGGAUCAACGACACUUUCCUGGGAUGUUGGGGAGCAUUGAUUGCAUGCAUUGGAGAUGGAAAAAUUGUCUAUCUGCUUGGCAAGGUAUGUAUUAUGGUCACUUCCAUGAACCAACAAUUAUUUUAGAAGCUGUGGCUUCAUAUGAUCUUUGGAUAUGGCAUGCCUUUUUUGGGUUACCAGGAUCCCAUAAUGAUAUUAAUGUCUUAGACCGAUCUUCCGUUUUCAAUGAACUGGCUGAAGGUCGCGCUCCUCCAAUCAACUAUUCAAUUAAUGGUAACGAUUGUACCAUGGGAUAUUAUCUUGCUGAUGGUAUAUAUCCAACAUGGUCAACAUUUGUAAAAACAAUCCCUGCACCACAAGGAAAUAAGAAGAAAUACUUUGCUGCAGCUCAAGAGUCAGUUAGAAAAGACGUCGAACGUGCAUUUGGGGUGCUUCAAUCACGUUUUGCUAUUGUGCGAGGAGCAGCUCGUCUAUGGGACCAAAACACAUUGAAAGACAUUAUGACUGCAUGCAUAAUAAUGCAUAAUAUGGUUAUUGAGGAGGAGCAACAUGAUAAGAGAUAUUGUCAUCAAAUCCAUAACUUUGAUAGAAGGGGGGAAAUACCAAAUAUAGAACCUACACGUGAGUGUUCACUAGGACUAACGCAAUUCAUUCAAAGCCAUAUUCGCAUCAGAGACAAACAAACUCAUUCUAGGCUCCAAGCAGAUCUUGUCGAGCACAUGUGGCAACAACAUGGAGGAGAAUAA
Molecule: messenger RNA, 1311 nt
Organism: Prunus avium (sweet cherry)
Lineage: Eukaryota; Viridiplantae; Streptophyta; Magnoliopsida; Rosales; Rosaceae
Source: RefSeq, a predicted model, not a curated record